ACGGCUGAACACUCAUUUUUAUUCUUAAGUUGUCAGAUUAUAAAUUUGUAGAAAAAUCAGUAACCAAAACAAAACAUUUUCGUUUUUCCGACAGAUAGAAGUGUGUUAACCAAUGGAACUAGAGACCUAAAGCCAGAUAUUACAAAAUAAUAAAAACACCACUUAAAAAGCGUUACAAAUUUAAGUAAUUUUGUGGAUUUACGACAUUCGGUCAUAUUUUCUUUCUCAAAUUAUCAUAUUUUGGAUCUUAAGCAGAGCAGAGCAGAGCGGAGAGCAGCAACCAUGGGCAAUGUGCACACGCUAGAGGAGGGCAAGGUCCAUGGGCAUGGUCAUGGACGUGGGCAGGGACAGGGGCGGGGUCAGGGCAAGGGCUAUGAGAAGGAGAAGCUUUAUCGAUUCUUUGGCAUACGCAUGGCCAACGAGGGCGAUGGCUAUAGCAUAACCGGGCAGCGGCGUGCGGAAAUACAGAUGAAACAGGAGGAGAAUCUGGAGACAGCAGGCCCAGGAGGGACGCGUUCCGCCGCUGCGGUUGCCGUCGGCGGUCUGGCAGUGCCGGCGACAGCGUUGCCAGAGCGUUUAGGGAAUCCAGGCACUGUGGCGGAAUUGCAUCGUCGAUGCCACGAUAUGCUGCCGCAAACAUUUGACGGCUUCCGACUGAACGUUAGCCGCGCCCUCGGCAGCAAUGUGACCGUCGGGCAUUCCCUGCAGGUGGGCAACCGGCCGCAAACCGCCGACUGUCAGUUCAAUGCCAGCUAUAUGGGCCAGCGCCAGCACGAGCUAACUGGCGAGGCAUACCCAAUGAUCAUUGGCGAGGUGGAUGCCCACGGCAAUGUGACCGGCACACUGAUGCACUUCAUCACGCCACGAUGCCGUGGCAAACUGACGACCACCAUACUCGACUCGGAGGUGCAGAGUUCGCGCCUCUUUCUAGACUACUUUGGCAACAAUUACAGCUGCACCUGUGUCCUGAGCAACAUCGAUCUGGCGCAGCGUAUGGGCGUCUUUGUGGCAUCCUAUCUGCAACAGGUCACACCUGAGCUGGCGCUGGGAGUCGACUAUAUCUAUCAGCGCGAGGACAUUGUGCCCGGCGGCCAGGCGGCACUCGUCUCGGCGGUGGCACGCUACCAGCAGGAAAAUCGACAAUGGUCCGCCAUGCUCAGCCUGCACGCCCUGGAGCUCUGCUAUACGCAGUUCUAUGGCCAGAGUCUGGGCGCCAGUGUCCAGCUGCAGGCGAAUAUCUUGAAGCGCCAGGCAAUAUCGCGGCUGUGCUAUCAUUGCCAUAUGCCCAGGGUUGGGUUCAGUUUUCGCGGCGGCAUCGACACACGCGGCGUCAUCAGCGCCGUCUGCGAGAAGCGACUCGAGCCGCUGCCCAUUCUGCUGCAGCUCAGCGGCAAACUGAAUCAUUUGACCAGUCGCUUUCGCUUCGGCCUGGGCCUGACACUGGGCUAAACAUGGAUGCGACAUGGUUUGACCCUCAAUUUCAGCCACUUGACGAACAAGCAACAGCUUGAUCAGCUUUUGCCUUGGAAUCUGCCACAGGGCGUGCAACGAAUUGUUGAAUGCCCUUUGCUGUGCCACAGUCGUAAAUGCUUGUUUAAAUUAAUCAAAUUCGAAGGAGGGGCUGGCGCCGUUUUGGUGUGCGUUUUGGUUCACGCCCAGCACUGCAGUGGGCCCAAGAAACAGCUCGAAGUAAUAAUAAAAACAGAUAAAAAUAUAUUUAAAAGAAGUUGAAAUUCAAAUGAAAAAGAUGCCCAAAUUCAAAUUAGAUACAUUUUUGAAAAGCUCUUCUCAAAUUCAGCGGUUUUAUACAACUUUUCAAAAGUACAAAAACGCAACAGUAAGAUACACGAAAAUUCAGAAAUUAUGUUAAUUUAAUAAACCGAAAUUUAUUUAAACAAAA
This is a messenger RNA of Drosophila virilis, 1900 nucleotides long. RefSeq names its product mitochondrial import receptor subunit TOM40 homolog 1. Gene Ontology annotation, molecular function: transmembrane protein transporter activity. Gene Ontology annotation, cellular component: mitochondrial outer membrane translocase complex; mitochondrial outer membrane. The record is from RefSeq and is a predicted model, not a curated record. Gene Ontology annotation, biological process: protein import into mitochondrial matrix. Lineage: Eukaryota; Metazoa; Arthropoda; Insecta; Diptera; Drosophilidae.